Pieris rapae (cabbage white) is the source of this 5116-nucleotide messenger RNA. RefSeq names its product SID1 transmembrane family member 1. Gene Ontology annotation, cellular component: membrane. The record is from RefSeq and is a predicted model, not a curated record. The transcript has 19 exons. Bases 34 to 2553 code for a protein of 839 amino acids. Lineage: Eukaryota; Metazoa; Arthropoda; Insecta; Lepidoptera; Pieridae.
UAAAUUUUUAUUAAAUGAGACAUUCAAUUAACAAUGAAUUAUUGGUGGUUGAAAGCCUGUGUAAUUUUAAAUGGAUUUUGCCUUUGUUUUGGUCUUAACAGAGAUGAAAUUAUAUUUCACUAUAACAAUACAUAUAAGUAUAAUGAGCCAUAUACAGUGGCAGUCAGUAAAAACACUGAAUACAUAAUGGAAUUUGGUGGUGACUUUGAAGCUUAUGAUACACCAGCACGGGUGACAGUUGCAAGUGAUUUUGCCAAUCAAACAUAUCCAUUGUUCAUAACAGCAAGGCAACAGAAAGGUGUGUUUUCAUGGCAGUUACCAAUGACAGUGCAAACCCUUAAUGGAUUGGAAAAGUUUACAAAUAUAUCAAGGACACUCUGUCCUCACAAUAAUAUAUUUUCGGAGGAUGAAGACACAUGUCAUAUGACAUCUCUAAAUACCCCAAUUGUCCAUCUUACAUCUUCAUCUCCAGAUCCUAUCAGUGUUACCAUCCUAGUUGAGACAGUUGAAGAUUUCUACAUAAAACUCAAUACAACAACAAAUUUAACCAGUACACCAAGCCAGCCUAAAUAUUACUUUUACCCAUUUGAUCAGCGCAAAAAUAAAAUUGUUGAUAUGGCAACACCAAGGGAGAGAAAGAAGUAUCUCUGCUCGGGUGAAAAGGGUUUUUUGAACCGUAAUAUGGACAUAGACUAUGGAUGGUUGUCGAAACCAAAAAGUGUUAUUUUAAUGAUUGAAUCUGAUGAUGAUAUUUGUGCUCUGGUUUCGAUACAGAAUUUCGCGUGCCCAGUGUUUGAUAACGAAAGAGAUAUAUUGUAUGAUGGAUAUUAUCUCACAAUGACUAGACGCGGUGGAAUCACGCUUACUCAAGACAUGUUCCCGAUUGGCUUUUACAUCGUUUUCAUAGUGAAGACGUCGGAUGAGGACUGUAGUGGUGAAUCGGUAUCUAAUGCAACUUUACCAAAAAUGGCUCAGUAUUUUGGGUGGGACGACAAAGUGAGUGUACCGACAAAUGAUGGCAGAGUCAAAAGUUUUAGUCUCCGUGUGAUUGAGACAAUAUCAUAUAGAGAAUAUAUGAUAGCUGCCGGAACAGCGCUUGGGUUUUUCCUGUCUUUCUAUAUAGCUUUCAUAAUAGUGAUACUAUGUCAAAGACGAAGACGAGAUCAGGAAACACUUCUGCCGCCAAUUACGCCGCACGACAAUUCGCAAGUGUCGUUUAUAAGACCAACACUAGAUGGCAGUAGCGGGAGUCGAUACUGCGCAGGCGAUAUACCCACUAAGACAGAUGGCAGUUCAUCAUCAGACACCGAUUCUGAUUUAUCGACUGUGGACGAUGUGAAUACUGAGAGUAAUUUAUAUUUGCACGGGAAUAAGCUGUGUGUCGCUAAUCUUUCUAGAUGCCGUCCUCGUGUGUUAUCAGCGAGGUCCAAAAUGUACCUUUGGAAUGUGUUGACAGUCGCGGUGUUUUAUACGUUACCCGUAAUACAACUCGUCAUUACGUAUCAAAGGUUACUCAACCAAUCGGGAAAUCAAGACCUAUGCUAUUUCAACUUCCUUUGCGCCCAUCCGCUCGUUGUCCUAUCAGACUUCAAUCACGUGUAUUCCAACCUAGGAUACAUUUUACUGGGAUUCCUAUUCCUCAUAGAAGUUUGGAAUCGACACAGGAAAUAUGUGGAUGUCAAUCUCGGUAUACCCCAGCACUUUGGUCUUUUAUACGCGAUGGGGAUAGCUCUGGUCAGCGAAGGUCUCCUCUCUGCAGCGUACCACGUGUGCCCCAAUAGCAUGAAUUUCCAAUUUGACACGUCGUUCAUGUAUGUUACGAGUGUGCUGUGUAUGGUGAAGAUAUACCAAUCGCGACACCCGGACAUCAAUGCGCGGGCGCAUGCCACAUUUGGCGUUCUUGCUUUGAUUAUAUUUAUUGGGUUGGUGGGAGUACUAAACGCUAAUUUCUACUUCUGGGUGGCAUUUACCGUUCUUCAUCUGGUCACUUGCUUGGUACUCACCUUCCAGAUAUAUUAUUUGGGCAGGUUUCGAUGGGAAGGGGCUGUGAUAUACAAGGCGUUGACUGAGUUCGUUCGGCAACCGUUAGCAGCCGUUACGCCCACGCAUUGUGGAAGGUGUGUGUUGCUGGUUAUUGCCAAUCUUGGCAACUGGGCUAUCGCUGCCUAUGGUGUAACUCAGCAUAGUCGCGAUUUCGCGUCUCAUCUUCUUCUGGUGCUGAUGAGUAAUCUAUUCCUUUACACUCUUUUCUACAUCGUUAUGAAACUCUUGCAUCGCGAGUCGAUUCGAUGGUAUAGCUGGGUGUUCAUCGCUUUGACAUAUACAGUGUGGUUCAGUUCGAGUUAUUUUUACCUUGAUUUGAGCACUAACUGGGCGUUGACACCAGCGCAAUCUCGACAGAAUAACAAGGUGUGCAGUCUCCUGCAACUCUACGAUUCUCACGAUAUUUGGCACUUUAUGUCUUCUACGGCUAUGUUUUUCUCUUUCAAUAUGUAUUUAACAAUUGACGACAAUCUCUCGAAUGUGCCUAGAGGUGACAUUGCCGUGUUUUAGGGACCAUUUAUUUAAUAUUGGAGUCCCAAAUCUAAACAAAUGAAGGCCCUCUGUGCCUUUGCACAGAUUACAAAACUGUUUGCUUGUUUAUGAGUUGUAUUUUUUUUAUAAUAAUAAACUGUUUACGAAGCCACCGAAUUCAGAUGAAGGAUAAAAUUGCAGACCAGAUUCGUGUGCUGAUUCCAAGUGGGGUCUGCCCCCAGUUUAGUUCGUAGUUGUGGUACACUGGGGAAACGUUAGUCUCUCUUGCUCGCGUAGUUUUGACACACUGGGGAAACGUUAGUCUCUUUUGCUCGCGUAGUUUUGACACACUGGGGGUACGUUAGUCUCUUUUGCUCGCGUAGUUUUGACACACUGGGGGUACGUUAGUCUCUUUUGCUCGCGUAGUUUUGACACACUGGGGAAACGUUAGUCUCUUUUGCUCGCGUAGUUUUGACACACUGGGGAAACGUUAGUCUCUUUUGCUCGCGUAGUUUUGACACACUGGGGGUACGUUAGUCUCUUUUGCUCGCGUAGUUUUGACACACUGGGGGUACGUUAGUCUCUUUUGCUCGCGUAGUUUUGACACACUGGGGGUACGUUAGUCUCUUUUGCUCGCGUAGUUUUGACACACUGGGGAAACGUUAGUCUCUUUUGCUCGCGUAGUUUUGACACACUGGGGGUACGUUAGUCUCUUUUGCUCGCGUAGUUUUGACACACUGGGGGUACGUUAGUCUCUUUUGCUCGCGUAGUUUUGACACACUGGGGGUACGUUAGUCUCUUUUGCUCGCGUAGUUUUGACACACUGGAGAAACGUUAGUCUCUUUUGCUCGCGUAGUUUUGACACACUGGGGGUACGUUAGUCUCUUUUGCUCGCGUAGUUUUGACACACUGGGGGUACGUUAGUCUCUUUUGCUCGCGUAGUUUUGACACACUGGGGAAACGUUAGUCUCUUUUGCUCGCGUAGUUUUGACACACUGGGGGUACGUUAGUCUCUCUUGCUCGCGUAGUUUUGACACACUGGGGAAACGUUAGUCUCUCUUGCUCGCGUAGUUUUGACACACUGGGGGUACGUUAGUCUCUCUUGCUCGCGUAGUUUUGACACACUGGGGAAACGUUAGUCUCUUUUGCUCGCGUAGUUUUGACACACUGGGGGUACGUUAGUCUCUCUUGCUCGCGUAGUUUUGACACACUGGGGAAACGUUAGUCUCUCUUGCUCGCGUAGUUUUGACACACUGGGGAAACGUUAGUCUCUUUUGCUCGCGUAGUUUUGACACACUGGGGGUACGUUAGUCUCUCUUGCUCGCGUAGUUUUGACACACUGGGGAAACGUUAGUCUCUUUUGCUCGCGUAGUUUUGACACACUGGGGGUACGUUAGUCUCUCUUGCUCGCGUAGUUUUGACACACUGUUGACUAAGAUAAGAUACACUGGUAGAUCACCAGCAAGCGGCAAUUUUGAUGAAAGUUGUCAUAGAGAACUGUGCUUCUAUCCUACUUCUGAAUUUGAUGACUUGACUUAGGCCCAUGUGCAAGUAUCUACCAGGGAUUAUUCAUUGAAUACUAUAAUGGACAGUCACUACACAACAUUUAUUCAAGCAGACAUCUGAAUCCAUAUGGCUAUUAUUGUGAGUCUAUAUUUUCACACUUGAUUUAAAGGAAUUUGAGUCAUUUAAUUGUUUUGUCUAUAAAUUAGCAAACUUGGUAAUACAAUAGGUUAGUUCUUUACGUCAACGCCACAUGUAGAGCGGUUUAAUAUGACACUUAGAAUAGUUAAACACACCGAAGUUUUUGCUCUCUUCUAUAUAAGAAUCUUUUAGUAUAAGAUAAUAACAAAAAAAUGGUUUGCGAAAUUGAUUCCAGUUUGGUAGUAAUGCCCAGUAUACACGAUAUUUUUCAAAGCCAUUUUAAAAAGUUCCGUUCUCUCUUUUUAAAAGCAUUAAUCAUUUUAAAGAAAUAGUACUUUAGUUCAAGGAGGCUUUAUUUAAAAAUUCCGUAUUUAUAUGUGUAUCCUAGAUUUUGUAGUAACAAACAGUUUGUCUAAGUAAUCAUAUCUAACCAGAUGUUCGUGUGUAUGAAUUACGUAAAUAUAUUUUCGUUUUUGAACACAAAAUACACUAAACGUUUGUGAUGAAAUCUAAGUUAGUGUGUGUUGUGUAAACGUCGUUUUGUGUUAAGUCAUUUCAUGAUCUCAAAUAUUCCCUUAAAAUUAUAAAUGAGUGUCUUAUUAUGUGUCUUAUAAACUAUAAUUAUGCUGAUACUGUUGCUGUGUAGUAAUAUAGAAGUUAGUUCAUCUGUCAUAUUUCUUCGUUAGAAAGACGAAAUUUAGAGGUAAUUUCGUGAGGCACAGAAGACUGACAUAGUUCGUGGCAUGAAGUAUAUAAAUUCUUAUUUACGUUAAAUAUUGAUUUUAAAAUUUACCUAAUGUUUUUGUAAUUUGAAUAUAGUUUAUAUAGUAUAUGAUUAGUGUUAUUGAUUCUGAGCGUGCUAUGUAGGUUUAUGUUAAAAAAUGCUUGUAACAUUGUAUUGUGUUUUAGUAUAUUGUUUUAUGAAUUUUACUCGUCUGUAAAUAUAGUGGUAUUUAUA